Molecule: messenger RNA, 2605 nt
Organism: [Candida] anglica
Lineage: Eukaryota; Fungi; Ascomycota; Pichiomycetes; Serinales; Debaryomycetaceae
Source: the annotation of a GenBank genome assembly
GCAUAGGGAAAUUAUCUAAUCUAAUUUUUAAAAUAAAUAUUUGCUUCUUUUUGCUAUUUGGAUUCAAAGUUGAAGUCUGAUUUAUUUUAAAAUUGACUUAUUGUUGAAAUUAUAUCUUUUUAGGUUAUUGCAACAAUCUUUCUAUCAAGUAGAAGUUUAAUAGUGUGACGCGCAGAGCAUUGAAAGAUUAGAAAAAAGGUGACGAUAUCUAUACUCAGACUAACUAUCCAAGAUGAGCUCUGAUGAUGAAAUGACACUCAGUGAAGUUGGUAAAUUACGUAGGAGUCCAUCAGUGGAUUCAAUUCCAUUAAGUCAAAUGGAUUCUGACCCAACCACCACUUCUGCAGACUCAGAUAUGCCAAAGGUUUCCAAAAGAAAGGCUAAGAAUAGUGAAGGGAAAAGAAAAAGAGCUAAGAAGGCUACUGCUGUAAUUAAAGAUGAAGAUAAUGAGGAUGAGGAUGUUCCAUUGGCCCAACGUGAAGGCAGUCCUAAAAAAUCAACCACUAAGAAAUCUACUUCCAAAGUUAAAGUGGAAAAAGAAUCUGUUUCCAAAAAAACCAAUUCUAAAAAGGUUACUCCUAAGAAGGAAGAAAAGGAAAGUCUGGUGGACGCCGAAGCUGCCGCUGUUGCUGCCGCAGAAGAAGAAGAAGAAGAAAAGUAUAGAUGGUGGGAACAAGAGGAUGUUGAUGGUGAACAAAAAUGGGAAAGUUUACAUCAUAAUGGGGUUAUUUUCCCACCUGAAUAUGAACCAUUACCUUCUCAUGUCAAGCUAUACUAUGAUGGUAAGGUAGUGAAUUUGCCUCCUCAAGCAGAAGAAGUCGCUGGGUUUUUCGGAGCUAUGUUGGAAACUGAUCAUGCUAAAAAUCCAACUUUCCAAAAUAACUUCUUUGAAGAUUUCUUACAAGUCAUUAAGGAGUGUGGAGGAUGCAAUGUAGAGAUCAAAGACUUUAACAAGUGUGACUUUUCCAAAAUGUAUACCUAUUUUGAACUGGAAAGAGAAAAGAAGAAGGCAUUGAGUCGAGAUGAAAAGAAGGCUAUUAAGGCUGAGAAGGAUAAACUUGAAGAACCAUACAAGACAUGUUUAUUAAACGGUCGUAAGGAACAAGUUGGUAAUUUCAGAAUUGAACCACCUGGAUUAUUUAGAGGUAGAGGUGCGCAUCCAAAAACCGGGAAAUUGAAAAGAAGAGUUUAUCCAGAAGAUGUCACCUUAAAUUUAAGUAAGGAUGCAAACAUUCCUGAACCACCAGCUGGUCACAAGUGGGGUGAAGUUCGUCAUGAUAAUGCUGUAGCAUGGUUAGCAAUGUGGAAGGAAAACAUUGCUGAUUCAUUCAAAUAUGUUAGAUUUGCAGCUAAUUCAUCGAUUAAGGGACUUUCUGAUUUCAAAAAAUUUGAAACUGCUAGACAAUUGAAGGAUCAUAUCGAAGAAAUCAGAAAAGAUUAUAAUAAGAUGCUUAAGGAUGAACUUAUGCAAAAUAGACAAAUGGCCACUGCCACUUAUCUUAUUGAUAUAUUUGCUCUUAGAGCUGGUGGAGAAAAGGGAGAUGAAGAAGCUGAUACUGUCGGGUGUUGUUCUUUGCGUUACGAACAUAUUACUUUAAAGCCUCCUAAUAAGGUCAUUUUUGAUUUCCUUGGUAAAGAUUCCAUUCGAUUUUAUCAAGAAGUUGAAGUUGAAAAGCAAGUAUUUAAAAACUUGAGAAUUUUCAAAAAGCCACCUAAGCAACCAGGUGAUGAUUUAUUUGAUAGAAUUACUCCACCAAUGUUGAAUAAGCAAUUUCAAAAUUAUAUGAAAGGAUUAACUGCUAAAGUUUUCCGUACUUAUAAUGCUUCCAAGACCAUGCAAGAUCAAAUUGAUUUAAUACCAAACGAAGGUACUGUUGCUGAAAAAGUUGUUAAAUUCAAUGCAGCAAAUAGAACCGUUGCCAUCCUUUGUAACCAUCAGCGUACGGUUAGUAAAGGACAUGGAUCUGUUGUGCAAAGAAUUAGUGAUAAAUUAAAGGAAAUGGUAUGGCAAAAGUUAAGAUUGAAGAAAAUGAUUAUCGAAUUGGAUCCAAAAUUAAAGAAGAAGGAUCCUAAAUAUUUCGAAGAAAUUAAUGAUUUAACAAAGGAAGAUGAAGAACAUAUCCAUAAAGCAGUUAUAGAAAGACAAAAAGAAGCAGCCCAUAAAAGAUUUCAAAGAGAAAAUGAAAAGCUAAAAGUUGAAGAUCAAGAACUUUUACCUGAAUCAGUAUUAAAGGAAAGAUUAGAAAAAAUUGAUGAACUUGCUCAAGAAUAUGCUGAAGAAUUAAAGAGUAAUAAACCAAUUGUUAAAAAGACUGAUACUGUGGAAAAAUUGAAAGCUCAAAUUGAAAAAAUCGAGACCAGAAUUGUAAAUACUACAUUCCAAUUGAAAGAUAAAGAAGAUAAUUCUGAAGUUUCAUUGGGUACAUCUAAGAUGAAUUAUAUUGAUCCUCGUUUAACAGUGAUGUUCUCCAAAAAAUUUGACGUACCAAUUGAGAAAUUAUUUACCAAGACUUUGAGAGAGAAGUUUAAUUGGGCCAUUGAAUCUGCUGAUGAUAAUUGGAGAUUUUAGGUAUAUGCGAUCUUUUUUUUUUAAAACAAAAUAUAC